Molecule: messenger RNA, 1889 nt
Organism: Mizuhopecten yessoensis (Yesso scallop)
Lineage: Eukaryota; Metazoa; Mollusca; Bivalvia; Pectinida; Pectinidae
Exons: 6
Coding region: 42-1211 (389 amino acids)
Biological process (GO): positive regulation of cell population proliferation; positive regulation of protein autophosphorylation
Cellular component (GO): membrane
Molecular function (GO): growth factor receptor binding; growth factor activity
Source: RefSeq, a predicted model, not a curated record
CCUAGUUUUGGCUAAGUAUCUUUCCCUCAUAUUAUAGAAGGAUGUCGAGGAUGGAAUUUAUGUGGUAUUUGUUUUCAGUUCUGACACUGGUAGCCAACUGCCAUGGAAUAGUGUCCCCGGAGGAAUUCAUGAAAACUGCCUUCAACAUUAAAUCUACCGCGGAGUUCUUCAACAACUGGGUCAGAUUGAAUGGGUCUCGAAUCAACAUCACCAGUCUGCAAGGUCAAAAUGGAGAGGAGGGUGAGAAGAUGUUAGUCGGAGGAGAGGAGUUGAUGAUGGCGGUGUAUGACCCGUGUACUCCUCGCCCGGCUACUCAAUAUUUUGGGAUGGAAAACCCCGAUCCUUAUGUCAUGUACUGGCCUCCAUGUACCCGGACAAACAAGUGUGGCGGCUGCUGCACCAACAGUAUGAUGGCAUGUGUACCCGUUCAAAUAUCAAGCACAUCUGUACAGACGGCGAAGACUCGUCUUCCGAGCCCGGGAUCACCAUUUUUCGAAUUCAUUGGCAUGGAGACCCAGUUGGUGGAGGAACACAUUUCGUGCGAGCCUCGGUGUGCAGUCCAUCCUGAUGACUGUAAUAUGUUGCAGGAGUUCUCAGAGCUCGACUGUAAAUGUUUAUGCAGAAAUGAGCAGACGUGUCAUUCCAGAGAGCAGUUCUUCGACGACACCCUCUGCCAAUGUCGAUGCAAAACGGAGAUGAAGUGUUUCGGUGCCCACAUUAUUUUUGAUCAUGAUUUUUGCAGGUGCCGUAUGAUGACGGUAAACGAGAUCAAUCAGGUCCUAUUGGCUGGAGGUUUGACUUCAGAGGAGCUGCAAGAAAUCAUGACUGCAAACCAAGUCAAGAGUACUGUGUCGAAGACCACUUAUAUUACUAACUCCACCACCGCGACAACACAUCAGCCUUCAACAACGAAAUCGACGACCACCACAACCACACCACCGCCUACCACCACGCCCACUCCAACAACGACGACCACCACAACAACAACUCCAACCAGCCAAGCUCCAACCACUACAACCACCAUCAGACCUCUCAGUCCCGCGGAAGCGUGCGCCCGUGUCCCGUGCACAGUAAACAAGUCGCCGGUAUUGCUUUCGAACGGCCUGUGUCACUGUAUGCUGAAGUUUUCCUUCAGUUUGCACCAUUUGGGUGGCUUGAGGUACCGCCGAGAGGUGCUCCGAAGGCGGAGGGCCGCGCGGCCACAUCAUUAGAUCAUGCCGCUGUCGUUGUGCUCAAUGACUUUUGUGUAUAUAUAAUAUACAUUCCAUGGACAGAUAUACAUAUUUGAAUCCGACAGAACCUUUAUAGAGAGUCGUGUUGGUAUCUAAGAGGCUGUGAUUUUCUAAAUCAUUACACGUAUUACUAUAAAUACUUUGACCUGAACUAUGCCUGGUAAUUAUAGUAAGGCGUUCUCAACCUUGCUACCAGUGUUUGCUUGUUUGUUUAUUGUCUUUGUGGAUUUGUGAAUGAUUUUUUUUUUUUAUUAAAUGUAAAUUAUAGUAUAAAUUUUCCGUUAUUUUAUUCUAUUGUAAUAAUACAAACAUAGAAAGUGGAGCUCUUUCACAAUCUCUCCCAGGGUUCUUUGCGUCUUGCUUAAUUCAUUGUAGCACAAGAACCCUGUUUCGAGAAUGGAAUGCACAGUGAGGAAGCAGGCAAAUGGGACGUAGCAGUCAUUUGUGACUAAGUACAGCAGUCAUGCGCAUCUCUUAACGGUUUGGUGAACGCACAUAGUCACAUGUACUAACGCAUCACCUUCUGUUACUCUUAUAAUGGUCAAACAUGCUCGUACGCAGGAACAUGUGCCAGUCGCACGACCAGUUAUAUUUUUCGACAAAGAAAACAAAUAUCGCUGGAAAAUGGAUCGAAUAUAUAGGCAUUGAGCGAUUGUA